AUGAGUAUGUCCAAAGCUCGUACAACAGACCUCAGGUGCCAGCACAAACCAUGCCUAGCACAUUCGCAACGGGAGGAAAUCCCGGUUCUACUUGGAACUUCUCACAGAUGUCUUUUCGACCACCAUUUCCAGGAACAGGGAAUCUUGGUGCCCCUCCUGUGCCUUUUCCAUAUGCCCCUAACCCAUCCCUCCCUCCACAUCAGACGGGAUACCAGCCACUCGCACCUCCAGGUGUCCCGUCUUCUUCACCUGCUAGUCAUCCAGGCGGUAGUCUUCAUCCUGGUCCAGUGUCACAUCCUCCUUCAAACACUGGUUAUUAUUCUGGGCCUGGGCCAAAUUUUGGACCACCCACAGGUCCACCUCCUGGUAAUAAUUUUGGACCUCGUCCACAUUCUCCUUCACUUUCUGGCUGCCUUCCUAGUCAACAGCCUGGUCAAUAUUAUGGCCCACCCCCUGGUCAACAAUCUGGUCAAUAUUUUGGCCCACCCCCUGGUCAACAAUCAGGUCCACUUUCUGGAUCACUAA
Messenger RNA from Knipowitschia caucasica, 525 nucleotides. Lineage: Eukaryota; Metazoa; Chordata; Actinopteri; Gobiiformes; Gobiidae. The record is from the annotation of a GenBank genome assembly.